Molecule: messenger RNA, 1857 nt
Organism: Cyphomyrmex costatus
Lineage: Eukaryota; Metazoa; Arthropoda; Insecta; Hymenoptera; Formicidae
Exons: 1
Coding region: 1-1857 (618 amino acids)
Source: RefSeq, a predicted model, not a curated record
AUGUCCCAAACGAACUUGAAAAGACGACGCACGGUAAUAAAGGCAUCUUGCACGCGUAUAAAAAGCUACGUUGAGUCGAUUUCUGACAUAACACCCGAUGUAAUUGCUAAUUUAACAGAACGAAAGGAAAAAUUAUCUGAAUUCUGGUCAGAAUAUAAUAGGAUACAGUGCGAAUUAGAGACAUUAGACGAAAACGAGGGAGAUGAUCGUGGCAUCUUCGAGGAUAUGUUUUUCGACUUGACCGCUACUAUAAGACGUACUAUUUCUAAUUUCGAAUCUCGUAACGUCGGGAUACCGCUGCCUUCAAUUGUGUCUCCGAAUUCCGAAGGCAGUUCCGUGGAAAUGAGUCACGUAAGAUUGCCUAAAUUAAAUCUUCCGAAAUUUUCGGGUAAAUAUGAAGAUUGGUUUCCAUUUCAUGAUAUGUUCAAUUCAAUGAUUCAUAAUAAUUCCGCAUUAAACGAAUCUCAAAAAUUUCAAUAUUUGAAAACGUCCGUUACGGGCGAUGCAGCGGAUAUUAUUCGGUCAUUAGAGUUGACCAAUGAGAACUAUCGAGUGACAUGGGGCUUACUGACUCAGCGAUACGAUAAUAAACGCACGAUUGUGCAAUUGCAUGUACGCGCAUUAUUCGAGUUGCCGAGUACGAGCAAGGAGAACGCGAUCGAGUUGCGUAGGAUCGCGGAUAGUGCUCUCAAACACAUUCAUGCCUUAAAGGCGCUGCAGUGUCCCAUAAAUCAUUGGGACACCAUAUUAAUCCAUUUAUUGGUGUCUAAAUUAGAUACUAUUACAAUACGCGAAUGGCAAACUUCAUUAACGGGGACAGAUUUACCCACCUUCGAACAAUUUGUAAAAUUUUUAAAUCAUCGAUGCCAGACUUUAGAAUCGGUAGGUAGGAGCGGUGGCGCGCUUCAGCCUGCGAAUAAACGUUUAACUCACAUCGCGACUGUGAAUUCUCAAUGUACGUAUUGCGGUGGUAAUCACCCUGUAUAUCAUUGUCAAAAAUUCGCGAAGCUUACUGUUCCUCAACGUUUCGCGGAGGUUCGUAAGCGUAAAUUGUGCGUAAAUUGCUUGCGCUCGACUAAGCAUACAGCUAAUAAAUGCCAUUCUGGCGUAUGUAAGAUUUGUUCCGGUAAGCAUAAUUCGCUUCUUCAUUUUGCAUCGAAUAACGACGAUCAUUCCGAACAAAACAAAACAGACAAUGAGUCGGCUCAGUUGUCUUCAGAGGCAACAGCGGUCACGGCGCAUUCCUCCAUGUCGACAAAUUACGGUUCGGUGUUGCUCUCAACCGCUGUCGUGUUUAUUAAAGAUUCGAACGGGAAUAAGCAAACUUGCCAUGUUUUGCUUGACAGCGGUUCUCAGGCCAAUUUCAUGACGCGAUCAUGUGCUGAACGAUUACGGUUGAAAUCGUACCCUAGCACGGUUAUGAUAUCAGGAAUUAACGGCACUACCAGUAAUACAAGUCGGACGGCAAGAGUAGAAUUGUAUUCGCGUUUCAAUAAAUUUUCUUCAUCUAUCGAUUGUGUUUUGAGCGAUCACAUUACCGAUUCGUUGCCUUCGAUUCCCGUUGAUCAAUCACGGGUACAUAUAACACACAAUGUAAGGUUGGCUGAUCCGGAUUUCCAUCGAUGUUCAGACAUCGAUUUAUUGAUCGGAGCGGAAUUGUUUUGGCAAUUGAUUUGUGUCGGUCAAAUAAAGGCGUGUCGAAGUCAUCCAACUCUUCAGAAAACACACCUCGGAUGGAUCAUGGCGGGUCGAUUAAAUAAUUAUAAACAUAAUCUCAUAAAUAAUCAAUCGAUAAAGGGGUUUUAUACUUCGAUUACGAAUGUCGAGCUGCACGACAGCUUGACUCAGUUUUGGUAG